Molecule: messenger RNA, 2615 nt
Organism: Tachysurus vachellii
Lineage: Eukaryota; Metazoa; Chordata; Actinopteri; Siluriformes; Bagridae
Gene: rnf115a
Product: ring finger protein 115a
Exons: 9
Coding region: 84-1019 (311 amino acids)
Biological process (GO): positive regulation of DNA-templated transcription; ubiquitin-dependent protein catabolic process; protein ubiquitination
Cellular component (GO): nucleoplasm; cytoplasm
Molecular function (GO): ubiquitin protein ligase activity
Source: RefSeq, a predicted model, not a curated record
AGGCGGGGCUUUCCUCAAUACGGGUAGGAAACGUAUAACGCCUGGAGGACCGACGUCAGUGUUUGUGUGCGGUUGUCGGAAAAAUGGCGGAGGCUGCGGCAGUCCCUCCGCAUCGGUUUUUCUGUCACUGUUGUAAAGGCGAAGUGAGACCAAAACUCCCGGAGUAUAUCUGCCCCAGAUGUGACUCUGGAUUUAUUGAGGAAGUGACAGAAGACUCCAGUCUUUUGGACAGUAGUACAAAUGGCCUUGAUGACACAGCAUCACAGUUUGCAGAGCUCUGGCAGCUUCUGUUUGUGGAGCGGCCGUUCACAGUGGACCUGGACAGCCCCGACUCAGAGCCACGGGUUCCAGGGGGUCCUGGAGGACUUGGUUUGGGAGGAGGGCCGUUUGGUGGCUCCGUCCCUGGGGGACUCAGCGGGAACCUUGGUGGCCCUUUAGGAGGAGGAGGAGAUCAUUGGGGCCCCAGCCGUCCCCCUCGCUUGCACACUCAGAGAAGAUACAGAUCCAGAGGAAGCAGUCGGCCGGAUCGCUCCCCUGCUGUAGAGGGAAUAGUACAACAGUUUCUUGCUGGCCUUUUUGCCAAUUCAGGUGCUCCAGGUUCCCCUCCACUGUCAUGGACAGGCAUGUUGCACUCAAACCCUGGUGACUAUGCCUGGGGGCAGGGGGGUCUUGAUGCAGUCAUUACACAGUUACUGGGUCAGUUUGAGAACACAGGUCCUCCCCCUGCAGAGAAAGAGAAAAUCUCCUCCCUCCCCACGGUUAUUGUUUCUCAGGAACAGGCUGACAGCAGUUUGGAGUGUCCAGUGUGUAAGGAGGACUACACAGUCGGGGAGCCAGUCAGGCAGCUGCCCUGUAAUCACUUCUUCCACAGUGACUGCAUUGUGCCCUGGCUAGAACUGCAUGACACAUGUCCGGUAUGCAGGAAGAGUUUGAGUGGAGGGGACAGUGGCAAUCAGCCACCCUCAGAGCCCUCCUCUGUAAACACCGAGCCCCGCACACAGGAGAGAUGGUCCUACUGAGAGACGCCCAUACAUGCUUCAUUUCAUCUCUGCUCUAUUUCUGUCUAACUCACAACGCACUCAACGUGUGAGGAUUUGCCACUGUUUGGCAUUCCCUGUCUUAAUGCCAGCCUCUCUCUCUCCAUUUCUGAUCUUACCACUGUUGUAUGGUUUACUAUGGCUUGUUUACGGUUUUACUUUUUACCCCUCAUGCUUUCUCUGUCGUGGCCUGUCUUUAGUCUUCUUUCUGUCUUUGCAUCGACACACUUUUCAUUAAUUUAGAGGUGUUUGCAUUUGAUUACACCUCUUGUCCUGGUGUCUGCUUUCCCAGGCUACUGACUCUGAAGACCGCACACGCUCACCAGUCACUACAUGAGCCAGCCCCUCUUCUAGAAUGUGCAGUGUUAUGCACUUUCUAUGAAGCUAAACUGUACAUGCUACACAGAGCCAGCCCUUAUUCAGUCUAAUAUCUAUAAGGGUUCACGGUUUCCCCAGGCCCAUUUUACUGAUUGCUCACUGUUUAGCACACCUGUUCACUGGGUCACCGCGUCCUGUCUUGGUAGUUGCUACCAGUUUCAGAGCGCUUUUUUCCUCUUCCUCUUGCCAUCUGUGCGCUUGUCCCAGGUGUAUAUAUAUCACAGGCACACAUGGUGUCCGUCUCAUCCCCCUAACACCCACCCACUGGCAUCACUCAUUUUCUUUUUUUGUAAAUAAUUUUAGUUCGAAUACUCAUUCAAAGAAAAAACAAGGAAAGGAAUACUGAAUAUAAAAUGGCAAAUCCCUAAAUAUUAAAAUAUAUAUUAUAUAAACGAUGUGUUGUCAGUUAUGUAUUCAUAAUAAAACUGAAUAAAAAUCAGUUAACUGUUGAUCUUGCUAAGAGGUUUACAGAAAUUUUUACAUGAAAUGUAGGUGUGUGUAUGUGUGUGUGUGUGUGUGUAUAUAUAUAUAUAUAUAUAUAUAUGUAUUUAUAGAUAUAUAUGUGUGUGUGUGUGUGUGUAUAUAUAUAUAUAUAUAUAUACAUACACACACACACACUCACACACAUACAUACUGUAUAUAUACAAGAGCCAAGGACACCAUCUGAUUAUUGUUUAAUUGAAGUGCUUUGUAGGUUGGUUUAUCUACAACGUCCAGUUAAAAUGAUAACAGACCAUUUCAAUGUCCUUUUUUUUCUUAUCUCAUGUGGUGCAUUUUAAUAUCUAUUUAAUAACGAUCAGUUUGAUGCAUAAAUAACUCAUUUUCCACAUUUGCAUCCUGAUAAGUUGCCGUUGGUUAAACACAAGGGCACGGGUGCUUGCAUUCUAUUGAGAAGCAAUAGCGGAUAGCCGUGUAACGAUAUUAAUGAAAUUCAUGUAAUGAAAGUCAGACGUGGAUCAUAAAGGUUACUGUUGUUUGUAUUUGAACUGUAGCCUCUUACAUUCCUCUGACUAAGCUGUCUGUCAUUGUGUAUGCAUUUUCAAUACUUCACAAGACCCCUUAAAAAAACCCCAAUGCUGUUUUCUUAAGCUCAUAGCAGCCUUUAUUGUCAGAACCUCAUGGAAACUGUUUCCAUCCAAUUAUGUACACAUUGCUUCAAACUGUCUACCAAAUUAUCACAUUAAAAGCAGGUCAAGCACA